This is a messenger RNA of Eruca vesicaria subsp. sativa (arugula), 507 nucleotides long. The record is from the annotation of a GenBank genome assembly. NCBI's taxonomy places the organism in Eukaryota, Viridiplantae, Streptophyta, Magnoliopsida, Brassicales, Brassicaceae.
AUGUCGCUGAUGGAUAAUCUGCUAGGAAUCCUCCGCGUUCGCGUCAAACGUGGCGUCAACCUCGCCGUACGUGACGUUUCCAGCAGCGAUCCUUACGUCGUCCUCAAGCUUGGCCGUCAGAAACUCAAAACCAAAGUGGUCAAGAAAAACGUAAACCCACAAUGGGAAGAAGACUUGACCUUCACGGUUACCGACCCGAAUCUCCCUCUUAAUCUGGUUGUGUACGACCAUGACUUCUUUAGCAAGGAUGAUAAAAUGGGAGACGCAGAGAUCGAUUUGAAACCCUACAUUGAAGCUCUACGAAUGGAGCUAUCCGGUUUACCAGACGGAACCAUCAUAUCGACGUUUCAUCCUAACCGAAGCAACUGUUUAGCUGAGGAAAGUUACAUACGGUGGAGCAAUGAAAGAAUCGUCCAGAGCUUUUGUCUCCGUCUACGUAACGUUGAGCGUGGUGAAAUUGAACUUGAGCUUCAGUGGAUUGAUCUCCCUGGUUCUAAAGGCUUAUGA